Molecule: messenger RNA, 5453 nt
Organism: Rhincodon typus (whale shark)
Lineage: Eukaryota; Metazoa; Chordata; Chondrichthyes; Orectolobiformes; Rhincodontidae
Product: docking protein 2-like
Exons: 5
Coding region: 218-2110 (630 amino acids)
Biological process (GO): positive regulation of MAPK cascade; cell surface receptor protein tyrosine kinase signaling pathway
Cellular component (GO): cytoplasm
Source: RefSeq, a predicted model, not a curated record
AACAAGCAAGAGCAAGCAAUGGGCAGGGGAGAGAAACUCACAAAGGUUAAUUGUCAUGCAAAUUGCUAUCAAUCCAUCUACAGCCUUCAACUCAGCCUGUCCCUGUGAUAGUGAGUUCCACAUUCUCAUUACUGUCUGGGUAUGACUGCACAAGUUUCUCUUUGACUGUGUUGGAGACGAUGCUCCACCUGCAGUCACUUGAUGCACUGUGUCUCGGAUGUGCUGCAAGUUUGGUUUUGGGGGGGGUGUGUGUGUGAGAGCUGGGAGUGAGGGGACGGUGCUGGCUCUAACUCCAACCUCCAGUGACACUGCUAAGCACAGUGAAACCACAAUCCCUGAGCUCGGACCGUCUGACAUAUCUGAACUGGCACACGACGAUGAACUUUACAAAAUGGAAGAGGCCAUAAAACAGGGAGUACUUCACGUGCAGCUGCAGCAGAAAUUUGGAAAGAAAUGGAAAAAGGUUUGGGUUUUGCUGUUUGGCGAGAGCACAUGCUCUGUCGCCCGCCUGGAAUAUUACGAGUUCAAGGAGGCCAUGAGCAUGACAGAACGGCAAGGAACUAGGAAAACGGAGAGCAAAAAGAUCAUAAAGCUCAGCGACUGCAUUCGCAUUGUCGAGGCCCCGAAUGAGAGCUGCCCAAGUGAUUGCCGGUCGUUUCAUUUGGAAACAAUUGACAAACUGUUCAUCUUUGCUGUCGAGUCGUCAGAAUUUGAGGACUGGAGCCAGAGGCUGUGUGAAAUGGCUUUUCCAAUGAAUUGGAGUGACUGGCCAACACUGAACAAAAAUGAUGGGAAGCAGGCCUCAAAGAAGGGGAAAAGCAAUCUGAUGACAAUGGAGGAGAACACACUGUAUGGCACUCGAGCAGCAGUUAAAGACUUCAGGGUCACAGUGAGGAAGACAGAAGCUGCAGACAGAUGUUGCCUCCAAGGAAUGUUCCUUCUCACUGUGGAGAAAGAUGGAUUGGAGCUCAAGGAUCUUAAAAGUGGAGAUGUUCACUACUCCUGGCCAUACAAGUUUUUGAGGCGCUUUGGACGAGACAAGGUAACAUUUUCCUUUGAGGCUGGAAGACGAUGCAUGUCCGGAGAAGGAAAUUUUGAGUUCGAUACCAGACAGGGGAAUGACAUUUUCCACAUCAUUUCAUCCGCUAUCCAACAACAGAAGCAAAGGAAUGAGUCGGAUUAUCAGUUGCCUCGCAGUCUGGAGAAUGAAACUGUUCUAAGUUCCAGGCCCCUCCCAAUCCCUACUCAUGGGCUUGAAGAGGAGGCAUGGCAACGAGACUUGGAUGAAGAACAAGGACAGAACUCAACCAAGGUGAAAGCUGACUUAUCCAAUGCCACUGUUCCUUCCCUGAGGUCUCUGUCUUUGGAAUCAGUCUGCGAUGCCAAGUCAUCCUCCACAAUGCCAUGGAGACAGGCAGUAAAGGGCCAUCACAGUUACCCGGCAGCUGCAGCCACAGCGAAUAUGGCUCAACUCCUGGAAGUCCAGUCGACUUACUCCGAGGUCAGGGAUGUAGUUGUGAAGUCCAGUUCACGUGGGAAUGCCAAAGUGACAAAAACUCACACUGGGAAGAAAUCAGAGAAUCAACCUGCACCAGAGUCUGAUUAUGCCAUUCCCUUUGAUGCUAUAGCAAAGACAUUGUGCUUCCCACCUUCGAGUGGAAUACCUACCAUCCAACAGGACAAUAACGCUCCUGAAAAGACAUUCUCAACAUUUUUCCCUGAAGGUCUGGAAGAAUGUGGGGACCCUCUUUACGAUACCAUAGACGAAUGCAACAUCCGAGGAAAUGCAAACCCACCUUCGUCCAGGGCCCUGCCCAAGGACCACAUCUAUGAUGAGCCUGAAGGGGUGGCCACUCCUUCGAUCUAUGAUAACCCAGAAGAGGUGAAAGGACAUGCAUGGAAGCUCCAGGGCUUGGACUGUGACACACAGGGGCAUGAGUAUCCAUACAACCCAAACAUGGAUGAUUAUGCAGUGCCGAAAACAGCAACAAAAGCCUUCGCAAAAAAGAAAUCAAGAGAGAGAUUGCAUCAAAAGGACAGCACUGGAGCAUUGGAAAGUGAAUAUGACAAUGUACUGGUAAAAAUUUUGGAGAAAAAGGGAACCAAGUAAUAAAGCAAAGGGGCAGGUGGGUGGAGGCAAACUGGUUCGAAACCCUGGUUGGAAGUGAGCUGGGACGGCUUGUUGCUGGAAAAGACACUCAGAAAUCCUGCAAGCUGCCUGAAUCAUGACAGUUGCUUUGGCAGUGCGAAUGAAAAUGGGAGAUGAUUCUCAGAACGUGAGCCUUUCCAGAAUCACAGAAGUGCUUCAGCAGAGAAAAGAGGCCAUUCAGCCUCAUGGUUGUACUGGCCUCUCCAAAUUAGCAUCCUAACUUUGUGCCUUUCUCCUGACUUUUCUCCAUACCCUUGCACAUUGUUUCCAAUUGAAAUAAUCAUCUAAUACUCUCUUGAAUGCCUCAGUUGAAACCUGCCUCCACCAAAUUUCCAGGCAGUGUAUUCCAGAUGCAAACCACUCAUUGUUUGGAUAAGUUUUUUUCUCUCAUCAGAUUUGCUUCUUUUGCAAAUCAUGCUAAAUCUGUGCCCUCUCUUUCUUCCUGUCCAUCUAUCCAGCCCGCUUCUGAUUUUGAAAACUUACCAGAUCUCCUCUUAGCCUUCUUCACUCAACAGAGAACAGUCCCAACCUCUCCAAUUUAUCCUCAUAACUGAAUGUUCUCAACCCUGGAAUCAGUCUCAUAAAUCUCUUCUGCAACUUCUCCAUUGUGUUCACAUCUGUCCUAUAAUGUUGCGCCCACAGCUGUACCCAAACCUCCAGCUGAGGUCUAACAAGUGUCUUGUUUUACAUCACCCCCUUGCUCUUGUACUCUAUGUCUUGAUUAAUAAGGCCAAAAACACCAUGUGCUUUAUUAAUUGCUCUCUCCACUUUCAAUGAUCUGAGUACAUACACACUCAGGUCCCUCCAAUCCUGCAGCCCUUUUAGAAUUGUACCCCCUAUUUUAUGUUGUCUUGUUCUUGAAAUGUUCUUCCGAUCAAAGUGCACCACCUCACAGUUCUCUGCAUUGAACCUCAUCUGCCACCCAGUCCACCAACUUGUCAAUGUCCUUUUGGAGUUCCACACUGUUCUCCUUAUAGUUUACAAUUCUUCUACAGUUAGUGUAAUCUGCAAACUUUGAAAAUAUCCCCUGCAAACCAAGAUCUACAUCAUUAAUAAAUAUAUAUCAGGAAAAACAGAGGUCUCAGUACUGAAUCCUGGGGAACUCCACAACAAAGCUUCCUCUAGCCUGAAACAUAUUAAUUCAUUAUUAUUCUUUGUUUCCUGUCACUCAGUCAGUUUUGUAUUGAUGUUGUCCCUGUGCCUUCUGCACCUAUAACUUUCUUCACAAGCUGGCUGUAUAGCACUGUAUUGAACAGCUUCUGGAAGUCUAUUUACAGCACAUCACCAGCAUUACCCUCAUUGACCCUUUACAUUACCUCCUCAUAAAUCGCAAAACUUCAAAGAAGUUAGUUUAACAUGAUUUCCCCUUUAGAAAUCCAUGCUGGCUCUUCCUAAUCAACCACUCUUAUCCAUGUGACUACUCAUUUGAUACCAAAUUAUUGAAUUACUGAAGUUAAACUGACUGUUCUUAUGCUUACAAGCUUUUUUUGAACAAGGUUGUGAUACCUUCGAAUCUUCAGUCCUCUAGCUCCUCCCCCAAGCCCAGGGAAAUCUGAAAGAUAGUAGUCCAUGCCCCUGCAAUUUCCACAUUCACUCCCUUCAAUACCCUUCGAUUCAAUGUCUUGUCAACUUAGGGACCAACAGUCCAUUCAACCGCUCCUCACCACCCUGAUCAAUUUGCACCAUUUUAAUAAAGGAGUUUCUUCCUUUCUCACAAUGGCCUAUGCAGCUUCUAAAUCCUUGGUAAAGACAGGUGUAAAGUAUUCAUUUGAUAUGUUAGCUGUGCCCCUGGCCUCCAUGUGUUAAUCCUGUAGUGACCGGAACAUGGUCAACCAGAUGGGCCUCAUAGAGUGUGAGUUCCCCGACUGGGGCUGUUAACCUGGUCCAGUCAGGGAGCCCUGGCUGACAGACAGAAACAGGAGGGUCAGGGGUUCUGUUCACUCUGAGAGCUGGCUCUGAGGAAGCUGGACCAGCGUCAAGGACUCUCCACAUGCAAAGAAAGGGUGACUUGAUGAUAGGAUACCGGCCUCUGCUGAGUUAUUUCAAACUCCUUUUUGGUUCCUAAUGAGCCCUACUCCUCGUUCUGCCACUCUUAAUAUUUAUAUAAAUACAGGUGUCCUCAAUAUACAUUCGGUUUAUGUCGAUUGAGGAAUUUUUCCCCAUCAGAAUAAUAUAAAUAUGGGGGAAUAGAGACUGUAAAGGUGUUAAAAUCACCUUCUGCCAUGAAAAGCAAUGGAAUAAAGUUGGGAUAGGGACUAUAACUUAGGGUCAUACCAUGUUUCAUACUGAACAACCAAGAUAUGGACUAUACAUGUACUGUACAGUAAACACAAUGUAAACACAUCCCCUGCUAGGAAUAACGUAAGAGAACACAAUACAACUUAGAAGCAUCAGACAGUAUUCUGGGAGAAAUGCUAAGAUGUUGGCACAGAUAUGAAUUACAAGUUGUACGUUUUCGAUCCUAAGAUGAAGUAAGUUGAAAACGACGCAAUGACAUGGGAAAUUUUAGUUUUAUUCCUCACAAGGUCAGCGAUGUGAAUGCGAGGCAAUGUGUUGUUUUCCUCCCACAAUCCAAAGAUGUGCGGGUUAGGUGGAUUGGCUGUGCCAAAUUGUCCGUAGUGUUCAGGGAUGUGUACAUUAGGUGAGUUAUAGGGAUGGGUCUGGGUGGGAUGCUCUGAGGGGCAGUGUGGAUGACCUCCUAGAGAAGACUUUGGAAUUGCCCUUUGUGUUGGUUGCCAGCUUUAUUUCCCAUAGUUCCUGUUUGCUUCUUUAGUAUGCUGCUUCACCUCCAUCUGAACCUUCUGUAUUCGUCAUGGUUUCCAAUUGUAUUUUCUACCAGACGCCAUUGCAAGCACUCUCUUUUCUUCUUUAUCUUAGCUUUCAUCUCUUUUGUCAUGAGGGGGCUCUGGAUUUGUUUGCCCUCCCUUUCCCUGCUGAGGAAAUAUACCUUUACUGUGCCAGCACCAUCCCCUCUUUGAAGGUAGCCCAUUGUUCAUUUACAGAUUUUUCCACCAUCCUUUCAAUCCAAUCCAUCUGGCCCAGUUUGGGUCUUGCCAGUUCUGUGUGGACAGCCUGUUGGUUGAAGCUGUGAGCUGGGUACCAGUGUGAGCCUGUUAAAGGACAGGUACAGCAGGGGGAGGCUCAGAGGGAAGGGAACCAGCAGCUGAAGACUCCUUGUCACAGACCGUUUGAAAUAAACUGAUGAUUGCAGUGAUGACCUUCCUUGUGAACCAGCCAGCUGUCUCAAAUGCUUCAGCUCAUUGUGUUUUAUGAACUUUAACUGCCAAUAAAGUUGUUACUUCCA